UGUCAUUUCAGCACUUCCAGGAGACUGGACCCCAAGGAGCCCCUGGGUAGCCAGAGAGCAGCUUCCCCAACCCCGAAGCAGCCUUCUGCUACUGCUUCUGGCCGCGAGAGCCCACGGGAGACAAGGGCACAGGGCCCAGCAGGCCAGGAGGCCGAUGGCCCCCGCAGGACGCUGCAGGUAGACAGCAGGACGCAGAGAUCAGGGCGGUCCCCCUCUGUGUCACCGGACAGAGGCAGCACCCCCACAUCACCCUACUCCGUCCCCCAGAUCGCCCCCCUUCCCAGCAGCACGCUGUGUCCCAUAUGUAAGACCUCGGACCUCACGUCGACCCCCAGCCAGCCAAACUUCAAUACCUGCACCCAGUGUCACAACAAGGUCUGCAACCAGUGUGGGUUCAACCCCAACCCUCACCUCACCCAGGUGAAGGAGUGGCUCUGUCUGAACUGCCAGAUGCAGAGGGCUCUAGGGAUGGACAUGACCACUGCGCCUCGCUCCAAGAGCCAGCAGCAGCUGCACUCCCCAGCCCUGUCUCCAGCCCAGUCCCCAGCCAAACAGCCCCUGGGGAAGCCAGAGCAAGAGAGAUCACGGGGCCCAGCGGGACCACAGCCUGGCCCCCGCCAGGCUGAGACAGCCAGGGCCACCUCAGUGCCGGGGCCUGCCCAAGCAGCUGCCCCUCCAGAGGUGGGGAGGGUGUCUCCACAGCCCCCUCUCCCCAUCAAGCCUUCCACAGCUGAGCCCAGGCCACCUGCAGGGGAGGCCCUGGCCAAAAGUGCCACCACAGUGCCCUCUGGGCCUGGUGCUGCUGAGCAGACCCAGGAGGGCCUCACUGGGAAGCUCUUUGGCCUUGGUGCAUCGCUGCUGACCCAGGCAAGCACCCUCAUGUCUGUGCAGCCUGAGGCCGACCCCCAGGGCCAGCCUGCCCCCAGCAAGGGGCCGCCCAAGAUCGUCUUCAGCGAUGCCAGCAAGGAGGCUGGCCCGAGACCCCCAGGCUCAGGGCCUGGGACUGGGCCAGCACCUGGAGCCAAAACUGAGCCUGGAGCUGGAACAGGUCCUGGAUCAGGGCCUGGAGCCCUGGCGAGAACUGGGGGAACAGCCAGUCCAAAGCAUGGCAGAGCAGAACACCAGGCAGUGUCCAAGGCUCCUGCCAAGCCAAAGACCAUACCGAAGGAAAGGGCCACCUGCCCACUGUGCCAAGCCGAGCUCAACGUGGGCAGCAAGGGCCCUGCCAACUAUAACACCUGCACCACCUGCAAACUCCAGGUGUGCAACCUGUGUGGCUUCAACCCGACGCCCCACCUGGUGGAGAAAACUGAGUGGCUCUGUCUGAACUGCCAAACUAAGCGGCUGCUGGAGGGCAACCUGGGAGAGCCAACCCCUCUGCCGCUGCCCACCUCACCGCAGCCCCCUGUAGGAGCCCCUCACCGUGCAUCUGGAACAGCCCCUCCAAAGCAGAAAGGGGCACAGGGGCUGGGCCAGCCAUUAGGUCCCUCGCCUGCCAAGGCCAGUCCCCUGCCCACCAAGGCCAGUCCCCAGGCCAAGCCCCUCAGGGCUUCUGAACCCAGCAAGACCCCGAGCAGUGCCCAGGAAAAGAAGAUAGGAGUCCCAGCUAAAGCUGAGCCUGUGCUGAAGCCACCUCCAGAGACUACCCUGCCCCCUGGGACUCCUAAAGCAAAGAUGGGGGCGCGGAGGGCUGAACCUGCCACCCCUGUCGUGAAGGCUGUUCCAGAAGCCCCCAAGGGUGGGGAGACAGAGGAGCUGCCGGGCAAGACUUACUCUCAGGACCUGUCUCGGAGCCCACAGAGCCUCAGCGACACAGGCUAUUCCUCUGAUGGUGUCUCCAGCUCCCAGAGCGAGAUCACAGGCGUUGUACAGCAGGAGGUGGAGCAGUUAGACAGUGCAGGGGUGACAGGGCCACGCCCGCCCAGCCCCUCCGAGCUCCACAAGGUGGGGAGCGGCAUGCGGCCUUUGUUGGAGGCCCGGGGCCCGGCCCCCAGUGGUGAGCGGGGCAAGCCACCUGGCAGCAGUGGUGAGGAGCAGAAGCGGCGGCCCCACUCCUUGUCCAUCAUGCCUGAGGCCUUCAACUCCGAUGAGGAGCUGGAGGAUAUCCUGGAGGAAGAAGAAGACUCUCUGGAGUGGGGACGCCAGAGGGAACAGCGGGACACGGCUGAGUCCUCAGAUGACUUUGGCAGCCAGCUGAGGCAUGACUACGUGGAGGACAGCAGUGAGGGUGGCCUGUCCCCUCUUCCACCCCAGCCCCCAGCCCGGGCAGCAGAACUGAGUGAUGAGGAAUUCAUGCGGCGGCAGAUACUGGAGAUGAGCGCUGAGGAGGACAACCUGGAGGAGGAUGAUGCUGCCACCCCUGGGCACGGCCUGGCCAAACAUGGUUCCCAGAAGGGUGGCCCCAGGCCCAGGUCUGAGCCAAGCCAAGAACCAGGGGCGCUGCCCAAGAGGCGCCUGCCCCACAAUGCUACCACAGGCUAUGAGGAGCUGCUUUCUGAGGAAGGCCCAGCAGAGGCCACGGACGGCACUGGGGCCCUGCAGGGCGGGCUCCGCCGCUUCAAGACCAUCGAGCUCAAUAGCACAGGCAGCUAUGGCCAUGAGCUGGACCUGGGCCAAGGCCCUGACCCUGGCCUGGACCGGGAGCCCGAGCUGGAGAUGGAGAGCCUGACAGGCUCGCCUGAGGACCGCUCCCGCGGGGAGCACUCCUCCACACUGCCGGCCUCCACGCCCAGCUACACAUCUGGCACCUCACCCACCUCUCUUUCCUCCUUAGAGGAGGACAGUGACAGCAGCCCCAGCCGCCGGCAGCGGCUGGAAGAGGCCAAGCAGCAGCGCAAAGCCCGGCACCGCUCGCACGGGCCCCUGCUGCCCACCAUCGAGGACUCCUCGGAGGAGGAGGAGCUGCGGGAGGAGGAGGAGCUGCUGCGUGAGCAGGAGAAGAUGCGGGAGGUGGAGCAGCAGCGCAUCCGCAGCACUGCCCGCAAGACCCGGCGUGACAAGGAGGAACUGCGGGCCCAGCGGCGGCGCGAGCGCUCCAAGACACCCCCCAGCAACCUGUCACCCAUUGAAGAUGCCUCCCCAACGGAGGAGCUGAGGCAGGCGGCUGAGAUGGAGGAGUUGCAUCGCUCCUCCUGCUCUGAGUACUCGCCCUCACCCUCCCUUGACUCGGAGGCUGAAGCCCUGGAUGGCGGCCCCACCCGGCUCUACAAGUCGGGCAGUGAGUACAACCUGCCCACCUUCAUGUCCCUCUACUCUCCAACCGAGACACCCCUGGGCAGUGCCCCUACUCCCAGCUCCGGCCGGCCCCUCAAGAGUGCCGAGGAGGCCUACGAGGAGAUGAUGCGGAAGGCCGAGCUGCUCCAGCGGCAACAAGGCCAGGCAGCAGGGGGCCGCGGGCCCCAUGGUGGCCCUUCGCAGCCCAUAGGCUCCCAGGGCCAGGGUUCCUUUGAAUACCAGGACCCUGUUGACCAUGACUAUGGCAGGGCUGCUCAGCCUGCCUCGGAGGGCACCCCGGCCAGUCUAGGAACAGCCGUGUACGAGGAGAUCCUUCAGACGUCCCAGAGCAUUGCCCGCAUGCAUCAGGCCUCCUCACGGGACCUGGCCUUUGCUGAGGACAAGAAGAAGGAGAAGCAGUUCCUGAAUGCCGAGAGUGCGUACAUGGACCCCAUGAAGCAAAACGGUGGCCCACUCACCCCUGGUACCAGUCCCACCCAGCUCGCUGCCCCUGUGUCCUUCUCCACCUCCGCCUCCUCAGAUAGCAGUGGGGGCCGAAUCAUUCCCGAUGUUCGCGUUACUCAGCACUUUGCAAAGGAACCUCAGGACCCCCUCAAGCUGCACAGCUCUCCUGCCUCCCCCAGCUCUGCCUCCAAGGAAGUAGGCCUAUCUUUUCCCCAGGGCCCUGGGACCCCAGCCUCCACAGCUGCAGCCCCUUGUUCAGCUGGCCUGCCACGAGGGUACAUGACUCCAACCUCCCCAGCAGGCUCUGAGCGCAGCCCUUCGCCUUCUUCCACAGGCCACAGCUAUGGACAGGUCCCAACCACUGCAAACUAUGGAUCCCAAACUGAGGAGCUACCCCAGGCCCCCAGUGGCCCUGCUGUCAGUGGACGGGCUGCCAGAGAGAAGGCCCCAAGUGUGAGUGAUGGUGAGAGUGGCACCCCCCAGGCCUCCCGGGGAUAUUCCUACUUUGUGGGCUCCAGCCCCCCUCUCUCCCCAUCUUCUCCUUCAGAGAGUCCCACAUUUUCCCCUGGCAAGCUGGGCCCAAGGGCUACAGCUGAGUUCUCUACACAGACACCAAGCCCGACCCCUGCCUUGGACAUGCCACGGAGCCCUGGGGCCCCCACCCCGACACCCACGGUGGCUCAGGGCACACAAACACCACACCGACCCAGCACGCCUCGCCUCGUGUGGCAGCAGUCCUCUCAGGAGGCCCCCUUCAUGGUCAUCACACUAGCGUCAGAUGCCUCCAGCCAGACCAAGAUGGUACAUGCCAGCGCCUCCACCUCCCCAGUGUGCUCGCCCAUUGACACCCCGCCCACCACCCACAGCUAUAGCCAGACAACGCCUCCAAGUGUGUCUCAGCUGCCCCCAGAGCCACCUGGGCCAUCUGGCUUCCCGCGGGCAGCCAGUGCUGGUGCGGAUGGGCCCCUGGCACUAUAUGGCUGGGGUGCCCUCCCUGCCGAGAACAUCUCCCUGUGCCGGAUCUCUUCUGUCCCUGGAACGUCUAGGGUCGAGCCAGGCCCCAGGCUGCCUGGCACUGCCGUGGUGGACCUUCGCACGGCUGUCAAGCCCACGCCCAUCAUCCUCACUGACCAGGGCAUGGACCUGACCUCUCUUGCUGUGGAAGCGAGGAAGUACGGCCUUGCCCUGGAUCCAAUCCCAGGUCGGCAGUCGACCGCUGUGCAGCCUUUGGUUAUCAACCUCAACGCCCAGGAGCAGACCCAUGCCUUCCUCAGCACUGCCACCACCGUGAGCAUCACCAUGGCCUCAUCUGUGCUCAUGGCUCAGCAAAAGCAGCCUGUGGUCUAUGGAGACCCCUUCCAGAGCCGGCUUGACUUUGGCCAGGGUGCUGGUAGCCCCGUGUGCCUGGCCCAGGUCAAGCAGGUGGAGCAGGCUGUCCAGACAGCCCCAUAUCGCGGUGGGCCCCGGGGAAGACCCAGGGAGGCCAAGUUUGCCAGGUAUAACCUGCCCAACCAGGUGGCACCUCUGGCCAGAAGGGACGUUUUGAUCACUCAGGUGGGCACUGCCCAGAGUGUUGGCCUCAAGUCAGGCCCCGUGCCAGAGCCGGGUGCUGAACUCCACCGGGCCACCCCUGCAGAGCUGCGUUCACAUGCCCUGCCAAGUGCCAGGAAGCCACAUACAGUGGUGGUGCAGAUGGGAGAGGGCGCAGCCGGCACUGUGACCACACUGCUCCCAGAGGAGCCGGCAGGUGCCCUGGACCUCACUGGGAUGAGGCCUGAGAGACAGCUGGCGUGUUGUGACAUGGUCUACAAGUUCCCUUUUGGCAGUAGCUGCACAGGCGCCUUCCACCCCGCCCCCAGUGCACCUGAGAAGAGCGUAGCAGAUGUGGCCCCACCUGGCCAAAGCGGUGGGCCCUUCUACAGUCCCCGGGACCCUGAGCCUCCAGAGCCCCCCACCUACCAGGCACAGGUGGUAGGGGGGCCCGCGCCCCAUGAGGAACUGAGGCCUUACCCACCGGGCCUUCCUGGCAGGCUGUACUCCUCCAUGUCUGACACCAAUUUGGCUGAGGCUGGCCUCAACUACCAUGCCCACAGGAUCGGGCAGCUCUUCCAGGGCCCUGGACGAGACUCGGCUGUGGACCUCAGCUCUCUGAAGCAUUCUUACAGCCUGGGCUUUGCAGAUGGACGCUACCUUGGGCAGGGCUUGCAGUAUGGCUCAUUCACAGACCUGCGUCAUCCCACAGACCUCUUGACUCACCCACUUCCCAUGCGGCGCUAUAGCUCAGUGUCAAACAUUUACUCGGACCAUAGGUAUGGCUCGCGGGGAGAUGCAGCUGGCUUUCAGGAGGCCAGCCUGGCCCAGUACAGUGCCACCACAGCCCGUGAGAUCAGCCGCAUGUGCGCUGCCCUCAACUCUAUGGACCAGUAUGGAGGGCGGCAUGGCAGUGGUGGUGGUGGCCCCGACCUCAUGCAGUAUCAGCCCCAGCCCAGGCCUGGGCUCAGUGCCCCACAAGGUCUGGCUCCCCUCAGACCUGGUCUCCUUGGGAACCCCACCUUCCCAGAGAGCCACCCCAGUCCUGGAAACCUGGCCCAGUACAGGCCUACAGCAGGCCAGGGAACAGCAGUCAGACAGCUACUACCAUCCACAGCCACUGUGCGUGCAGCCGAUGGCAUGAUCUAUUCGACUAUCAACACUCCGAUUGCUGCAACACUGCCCAUCACCACCCAGCCUGCCUCAGUACUGCGGCCCAUGGUGCGUGGCGGCAUGUAUAGGCCUUAUGCAGCUGGUGGGGUCACAGCCGUGCCACUCGCCAGCCUGACACGCUUGCCCAUGAUUGCCCCCCGGGUACCUCUCGGGCCCACAGGGCUGUACCGAUAUCCUGUACCAAGUAGAUUCCCCACUGCUUCCAGCAUUCCACCUGCUGAAGGUCCUGUCUACCUGGGGAAGCCUGCUGCUGUCAAGGCCCCAGGGGCCGGGGGCACACCAAGGCCAGAGCUGCCAGCAGGGGCUGCUCGGGAAGAGCCUCUUUCCACAGCUCCCCCUGCUGCUGUCAAGGAGGCUGUAGCAGCCCCAGCCCCAGCCCCACUGGCUGGCCAGAAGCCGUCAGUAGAUGCUGCUCUUGGGGGCGGCAGUGGGGCCCUCAGCCGGCCAGGGCUUGAGAAGGAGGAAGUGUCACAGGAGGAGAGACAGCGGAAGCAGCAGGAACAACUGCUACAGCUGGAGCGGGAGCGGGUGGAGUUGGAAAAGCUGAGGCAGCUGCGGCUGCAGGAGGAGCUGGAGCGGGAGCGUGUGGAGCUGCAGAGGCACCGCGAGGAAGAGCAGCUGCUGGUGCAGCGGGAGUUGCAGGAGCUGCAGACCAUCAAGCACCAUGUGCUGCAGCAGCAGCAGGAGGAACGUCAGGCUCAGUUUGCUCUGCAGCGGGAGCAGCUUGCCCAGCAGCGCCUGCAGCUAGAGCAGAUCCAGCAGCUGCAGCAGCAGCUACAGCAGCAGCUAGAGGAACAGAAGCAGCGGCAGAAGGCCCCCUUCCCUGUGGCCUGUGAGGCACCUGGCCGAGGGCCUCCCCCAGCUGCCACCGAGAUGGCUCAGAAUGGCCAGUACUGGCCACCCCUGACCCACGCAGCCUUCAUUGCCGUGGCCGGGCCUGAGGGGCCUGGGCAGCCUCGUGAGCCCAUGCUGCACCGAGGUCUCCCCAGCUCUGCCUCGGACAUGUCACUGCAGACCGAGGAGCAAUGGGAGGCAGGCCGCAGCAGCAUGAAGAAGCGGCAUUCCAUGCCGCGCCUGCGGGACGCCUGCGAGCCAGAGUCGGGGCCUGAACCCUCUGCGGUCAGGAGGAUUGCAGACAGCAGCGUGCAGACGGACGACGAGGAUGGGGAGGGCCGCUACCUCCUGACGCGGCGACGCCGGGCACGGCGGAGUGCUGACUGCAGCGUGCAGACGGAUGAUGAGGACAGCGCCGAAUGGGAGCAGCCGGUGCGCCGCCGCAAGUCUCGUCUUUCCCGCCACUCAGACUCAGGCUCCGACAGCAAGCAUGAUGCUACUGCCUCAUCAUCCACUGCCGCCCCUGCCGUGAGGGCCACAAGCAGCGUGGGCAUCCAGACCAUCAGUGACUGCUCCGUGCAGACGGAGCCUGACCAGCCGCCCAGAGUCUCUCCAGCCAUCCACAUCACCGCUGCCACUGACCCCAAAGUGGAGAUCGUCAGGUACAUAUCAGCACCAGAGAAGACUGGGCGUGGGGAGAGCCUGGCCUGCCAGACGGAGCCAGACGGGCAGGCCCAGGGUGUUGCUGGGCCACAGCUUGUCGGGCCAACUGCCAUCAGCCCCUACCUGCCUGGCAUCCAGAUCGUCACCCCAGGGCCCCUGGGCAGAUUCGAAAAAAAGAAGCCAGAUCCCUUGGAGAUUGGAUACCAGGCCCACCUGCCCCCGGAGUCCCUCUCACAGCUUGUGAGCCGCCAGCCUCCCAAGUCCCCCCAGGUCCUCUACUCACCAGUCUCACCCCUGUCCCCACAUCGGCUCCUGGACACCUCCUUUGCUUCCAGUGAGAGGCUGAACAAGGCUCACGUGAGUCCCCAGAAGCACUUCACGGCCGACAGUGCUCUCCGCCAGCAGACGCUGCCUCGCCCCAUGAAGACCCUGCAGCGGUCCCUGUCUGACCCUAAGCCCCUCAGCCCCACCGCCGAGGAGUCUGCCAAAGAGAGGUUCUCCCUCUACCAGCACCAGGGGGGACUGGGUAGCCAGGUGUCGGCGCUGCCACCCAACGGCCUGGUCCGCAAGGUGAAGCGGACACUGCCCAGCCCCCCUCCAGAGGAGGCUCACCUGCCCCUGGCUGGCCAGGCUCCCCCACAGCUGUAUGCGGCCAGCCUGCUGCAGCGUGGGCUGGUGGGGCCCACGGCUGUCCCUGCCACCAAGGCCAGUCUGCUCCGGGAGCUGGACCGGGACCUGCGGCUGGUGGAGCAUGAGUCCACCAAGCUGCGCAAGAAGCAGGCAGAGCUGGAUGAGGAGGAGAAGGAGAUCGACGCCAAGCUCAAGUACCUGGAGCUGGGCAUCACCCAGCGCAAAGAGUCUUUGGCCAAAGACCGAGGCAGCCGGGACUACCCACCCUUGCGUGGUCUCGGGGAGCAUCGUGACUACCUGUCAGACAGUGAGCUCAACCAGCUGCGGCUCCAGGGCUGUGCCACCCCAGCUGGCCAGUAUACAGACUUCCCUGUCACUGCCGCUGCUCCUGCCACCCCUUCUGGUCCCACUGCUUUCCAGCAGCCCCGGUUCCCACCUCCAGCUCCGCAGUACGCUGCAGGUAGCAGUGGACCAACUCAGAACGAAUUCCCAGCCCACCAAGCACCCACCUACCCUGGCCCCAGCACAUACCCAGCACCUGCCUUUCCUCCUGGUGCCAGUUACCCCACUGAGCCUGGCCUGCCAAGCCAGCCGGCUUUCCAUCCCACAGGCCAUUAUGCAGCCCCAACACCCAUGCCAACCACACAGAGCACCCUUUUCCCAGUCCCUGCUGACAGCCGUGCCCCCCACCAGAAGCCACGCCAGACAUCACUAGCCGACUUGGAGCAGAAGGUGCCAACCAACUAUGAGGUGAUUGCCAGCCCCGUUGUGGCCAUGUCUUCAGCCCCAUCUGAAACCAGCUACAGUGGCCCAGCAGUAACCAGCAGCUAUGAACAAGGCAAGGCCCCUGAGCUGCCACGGGCCAGUGACCGUAGCAGUGUGAACCUGAGCCCAGCCCCUACCUACCCUUCCGACUCACACUACGCCAGCCUGGAGCAGAACGUCCCCCGGAACUAUGUGAUGAUCGACGACAUCAGUGAGCUAACCAAGGACAGCACCUCCACUGCCUCCGACAGCCAGCGACUGGAGCCCCUGGGGCCGAGCAGCACUGGGCGUCCAGGAAAAGAGCCAGGAGAACCAGGUGUCCUUGAGGGGCCCGUACUGCCCUGCUGCUAUGCCAGAGGGGAGGAAGAAUCUGAGGAGGACUCUUACGACCCACGUGGGAAGAGCGGCCAUCACCGGAGCGUGGAGAGCAAUGGCCGACCAGCCAGCACCCACUAUUACAGUGACAGUGACUACCGACAUGGGGCUCGAGCAGAGAAGUAUAGUCCAGGCCCUGUGGGGCCCAAGCAUCCCUCCAAGAGCCUGGCCCCGGCUGCCAUCUCCUCAAAGCGCAGCAAGCACCGGAAGCAGGGCAUGGAGCAAAAGAUCUCCAAGUUCUCGCCUAUCGAAGAGGCCAAGGAUGUGGAGUCAGACCUGGCCUCCUACCCCUCCCCUGCAGUCAGCAGCAGCCUGGCCUCUCGGGGCAGGAAGUUCCAGGACGAAAUCACCUAUGGGCUCAAGAAGAACGUGUACGAGCAGCAGAGGUACUACGGGGUGUCCAGCCGGGACCUGGUGGAGGAGGAUGACCGCAUGUGUGGUGGGAGCAGCCGGUCCCGAGGGGCCUCUGCAUACAGUGGGGAGAAGCUGUCCAGCCAUGACUUCAGUGGCCGGGCCAAGGGAUAUGAGCGGGAGCGGGAGGCUGUGGAGCGACUUCAAAAAGCAGGCCCCAAGCCCUCAUCUCUGAGCAUGGCCCAUGGCCGGGCCCGGCCCCCUAUGCGGAGCCAGGCCUCCGAAGAGGAGAGCCCUGUCAGCCCCUUGGGGCGGCCCCGCCCUGCUGGGGGCACCCUUCCCCCUGGGGACACCUGCCCGCAGUUCUGCUCCAGCCACUCCAUGCCUGAUGUCCAGGAGCAUGUCAAGGAUGGACCGCGGGCCCACGCAUAUAAGCGUGAGGAGGGCUACAUCCUGGAUGAUUCCCACUGCGUAGUUUCCGACAGCGAAGCGUAUCACCUGGGCCAGGAGGAGACAGACUGGUUUGAUAAGCCCCGGGAUGCCCGCUCUGACCGGUUCAGGCACCACGGGGGCCAUGCAGUCUCCUCCUCCUCCCAGAAGCGAGGCCCUGCCAGGCACAGCUACCACGACUACGAUGAGCCCCCCGAGGAGGGCCUUUGGCCACAUGAUGAGGGUGGCCCGGGCCGCCAUGCCUCAACCAAGGAACACCGGCACCACAGUGACCACGGGCGGCACUCAGGCCGCCACGCUGGUGAGGAGCCAGGCCGGCGUGCUGCCAAACCACACGUUCGGGACCUGGGUCGCCACGAGGCCCGGCCUCACCCUCAGCCCAGCUCCACCCCGGCCAUGCAGAAGAAGGGUCAGCCUGGGUACCCUAGCUCCGCUGAAUACUCCCAGCCAUCCCGAGUCCCGUCAGCGUACCAUCAUGCCUCUGAGAGCAAGAAGGGCUCCCGGCAGGCCCACUCAGGGCCCGCUGCACUGCAGCCAAAGCCAGAAUCCCAGCCGCAGCCGCAAGGUCGGCAGGCAGCUCCAGGGCCACAGCAGUCACAGCCGCUUCCAUCCAGGCAGACGCCUUCAGCGGCAGCAUCUCGCCAGCCACAGACACAGCAGCAGCAGCAGCAGCAACAGCAAGGCCUUGGGCUACAACCCCCGCAGCAGGCCCCGUCACAGGCUCGGCUGCAGCAGCAGGGCCAGCCAGCUGCUCGGGGCCCGGCCCCUGCUGCCAGCCAGCCAACAGGGAAGCCUCAGCCGGGCCCCUCAACAGCCACAGGCCCCCAGCCAGCAGGACCGCCACGGGCAGAGCAGGCAAACGGCUCUAAAGGGACUGCCAAAGCACCGCAGCAGGGGAGGCCUCCUCAGGCCCAGCCACUACCAGGACCUGGACCUGCAGGUCUGAAGGCUGGAGCCAAGCCUGGAGGGACCCCAGGAGCUCCUACCGGCCCGCCAGGAGCCGACGGGGAGAGCGUGCUCUCCAAAAUCCUCCCUGGUGGGGCAGCAGAGCAGGCCGGCAAGCUGACGGAAGCUGUGUCUGCUUUUGGCAAAAAAUUCUCCUCCUUCUGGUGACCAUGCCCUGCAGGGCUCUUGAAGAAAUGAAAGGAGAUGAUAUUAUUGCUGUGGAAAAAUCUCUGGAGUCAGAGGCCUGGGCGCAGCUCUGGACUCUGCGUAUAACACCGCCUCUCUGCAGCCUGGCCAGCCAGGCUUCUAAUGCGUUAUACGCAGAGUUUGGGCGCACGCUGCCUGUUUCUGAUGGACGUCGCCCUCCCUCCACAACGCCAGAAGUUUUUCCACAGCCUUGGAGAGGGGCUUUGACUGAGGGCUGGGGGCCCCGGGCUCCGUUUCCUUCACAUUCCAGCUGGCCCGGAUCCCUCUGUGGCCACAGGGCCCUGCUCCCCUCACCCUGCCCUCUGGGUGACACCGGAGCAGACUUCUGUGUGGCUAGCGUGGUUUUGGGAGAACUUUAAAACAUUAGGACCUAACACUGUCUCAUCGCUGAAAUAAGAGGCCAUAGCACCGAAAAGCAGCGUGGACGCCGGCUGCGGCUUCUCCCAGCCCAUGGGUGGCCGCGUGCUAGCACACCCGCCACCAUCUUCAAAGCCAUCCCCCCAGUCAUCAUGAGCAUCCCAGCGGCGCUGCCAUUGUCUCAACCAGCCGGCUCCUCGUUCAUACACCUGGGGAUUUCUUUUGAUUUCAAGAACAGCCUUAAUCAUUUCAGUUUGAUUUAAGUGUAUACCUCAUAAACAUUUUUCUUUCGUUGCCCCUCCCCUUUACUCUCUUCUCUCUCUCGGCUCAGCUCCUUGCCUCUCCCCUCCACCACCACCUUGUGACUGAAGGUUUGGUUUCCUCUCUGCUCUGUCCCUGCUCAGCACAGGGAGAAUGUUGACUUAGAAGCAAUAGUGGGCAGCAGGCCACCAAGAGCACAACCCCAGGGCGGGGUCUAGGGAGGCCCCUCAGCCCGCCUCUGUUUACCGUGCAACUCCAGUCCUUCUUAAGCCAUCACCAGUGGACGUGCUCAGAGCAGAGGGGCUAGGGCUUCUGCCAGCCGACGGAAGGGCCCAGAGCCCUGCGUUGGGGAGUGUGGCACCAUCCAUCCACCCGGUGGACUGGGCGGUGGUCCCUCCCAAGGCCCUUCCCUUGGGGACCUCCCUUCAUCUUGGGCACAGCCGCAAGUCUCAUCUCUAACGUUCUAUGCAAUGAAAUAUAAACCCUCAAAGACAACUGUUAAUAUUUAAUAAAUUCCAUGUUAUGUAUAAGGAGUUAAUUGCAAAUCUGCAAUUGAGAAACUGGAUAGAUAUGCUCAUAUCAAACCCCUCACCUCCCCACCCACCCUGCCCCUGCCCCCACCAUGUGUGUGAAAUUCUCAGUCUGUGGCAUGUUUGACCUGUGGCAGGACUCGCUGCUGCCAGGCGAGUCACCGCCUGUCCUGCAGUGGAGCAUGCACAGCUCGCAGCCUCUUUGCACGAUUUCAUCCGUUUUAAAUGCUCGACCCCUUUGCUUGGAGUUCUUUUUGUCUCAGAACCUCUCCUUCAGGAGUUCUUCUAGCUGACUUUUGCACGAGCUAGUGAGGACCCACUGAAAUUGCUGCCCGAGCAUGCCAGGCCAUAGGCCAGGCAGUGCAAGGCACCACACACCUUGCCGGUUUCUCUGACCAAGAUGUCUCUGGAGUAGACGUGCUGGUGGGAGCCUGCACAGGAUGUGUGUGCAUGAACAUUCAGAAGGUUUGCUGUAGGAUUUCCAUCUGUAAGUCUUUCCCCCUCUUACACAAGCCCUGAGCCAGAGACAUCUGGCCACCCCUUCCUAGCGAGGCACUGCUCAAGGGCAGAGCUGGGCUGCAUCUGUAGUCAGAAAGACAGGCCACGGGCAGAGCCUGGCUGUGUCCUGGGACCCCAGCUCCUGACUGCACCUGCUCCCUGCCUCUCCUCUCUGGCUGGGAGGCUCAAAGGUCUGUGAUCCAGGAGAUCUAGGCUGGGGCCAGAGGGUCAGGGAGUGUUCAGGAAGAGUUGGACCUUUGGCAUUUGUGGUGAGGACAGCUGACAGUAUCAUCUUGGACUGGAGUGAGUGUUCACAUAGACCGUGGCUCAAGCUGAGUUUCUUGGGAAGCUUCUCAAUAACAAAACAUACAGAAGAUUCUGUUGUGACACUCUGCAUCUGUCCCCAAGACCCAAACUCCCUUCCAGCCCCCGUCUCUGAAGCCUAAGUAUCCCAUUGCUCAUUAGCUUCUCUACAACUGAGCCAAGAGGGCAGCAGGUGGCAGCUGCCUGACCUCUCCAGGCCCGGCCUUCCUCCAGAGUGCUCUGGUCUGUACCAUGCAGUUCUCAGGGGUCCACGUUUCUCAUGCUUUCCUGUAAGAUCUACACACCCUUCAGAGGGAUUCUGGCCCACCUCUGGUAGUCGUGGAUAAGAUAGGAGGCUGUCAACCCCCGUGUUGGGCCCAAGACCCUGUCCUUUGGGAUUUGGGCUUCACCCAUCCCAUGGGACACCUGCCUCAUCCCAGAGAUCAGGCUUGGGCUGGAUGAGGCCAUCUGUGUAAGGGCUGAGGGAGUCCACCAUCCAGCACCUCGGACCACCCAGGGCUCAGUCUGUAUGGAGAUGUGCCUAGUGGCUGGAUACGUUGGGGACCAAGGCAGUGAUCCUUCCCACAAAAGGCCAAGGGAUGAGGCCAGGAGCAGGAAACAGGCAGGGAGAUGACAGCAGGUCAGCCUCAAAUGUUGACUUUCCAGCAAAUCUCCUUUCUGGCCAACCUCUCUGAUUUUGAAAUUUCUGACAUCUGCCACUCCCUACCCUGCAGUGUACCCACAGGACACAUCUGUACCCAUCACCCCUUGUGAAGGUGGCUGGAGCAGGCCUCUGGGCCACAGGUGUCCUGGCCCUUGUGUAGAUACUGCUGUGGCCAGAGGCUGAAGGACUAGGAUUUGGUGCCUUGGGCAGUGGGGAGCAUUGAGCACAUCUCUACGUGGGCAAGGCGGUCUCUGGGAUGCACUAUAGACCUUCUCCACAGCUCCCCACCCCCAGUGUCAUGAGCAAGGGCACUGCCUCCCCUGUCCACUUCAGGGCCCAGUGUAUCCACUUCACAGUGACACCUCCCUUCCCCACCAUCCACUUAGUCCUUGGGAAGAGAGUGUGGUCUCAGGGCCUAUGAUGAGAGGGCAGCAGUGGCAGCAACUAUGGCCUGUCUUCUGGAGCCUGUGGGGAGUUUUCCAGGCAGAUCCUUUGCCAUGGCAGCAGGGUCCUGGCCUGUCUGCCCCUCCCCUGCCAUCAUGCUCCCAACCCCCAUUCUGUAAAUACGCAUCAUCAUGGACUCCAACAGGGUCAGGGGGACAGGCCUGAUGAACUGAAACUCCUCAGAGAUAUCAUUUCUGUCUCCCUGGGUAGCAGCAGCCCUGCUGCCAUGUGCACUGGGGUGGCACUGGAGAGCCAUGGAAAUUGUGAGCUAUUGUGUGUGUAUGCAUGUGAACAAGUGUGUGAGUGUGUGUGCGCGCGCGUGUGUGUGCGCACGUGUGCGCACGUCUGCCUCAUUUGGCCUCUGGGAUCAAAUCAGCUCCUUCUCUCUAAGUGCAGUGCCCUGGAGAGUGGUGGCUGCCCAACGCCUUUCCUCUGCUAGCUUCCAUGUCUUGUUUUUGCUUUCCCCUCACUCCUUCCUUGACUCCCUUCCUUCCUCUCUUUCUUUCCUUCUCUCCUUCUUUAUUUGAGGGGGGAAGAGUGCUGUACAAAGUCAAACAAACAAGUUUACAGUUGUAAGUGCAAUGACCCGAGUCCUCCACAUGACCUUGUGAAUUGUGUGCCGUCCUCCUGUGCUCUGUGAGAACUCGUGGUACUUGUGUCUCUCCCCCUGUAUUGUGACAAGGUAAUUCUGUGAUAUCAGAAUAAAAGGACUUGAUAUAAACAACCUACA
Messenger RNA from Vicugna pacos (alpaca), 15388 nucleotides. The record is from RefSeq and is a predicted model, not a curated record. Lineage: Eukaryota; Metazoa; Chordata; Mammalia; Artiodactyla; Camelidae.